Messenger RNA from Orbicella faveolata, 938 nucleotides. Its product is annotated as protein ECT2-like. Gene Ontology annotation, biological process: activation of GTPase activity; nervous system development; mitotic cytokinesis. The record is from RefSeq and is a predicted model, not a curated record. Gene Ontology annotation, cellular component: cell cortex; nucleus. NCBI's taxonomy places the organism in Eukaryota, Metazoa, Cnidaria, Anthozoa, Scleractinia, Merulinidae. Gene Ontology annotation, molecular function: guanyl-nucleotide exchange factor activity; GTPase activator activity.
CCAAACUUCCCAGUGAAUCAGAGAUGCAGAAACGGCAAGUACAAUUUAUCGGCGUGAGAUUAUUUGAUUCCAGAGCCUUUUCCGUCACAGCAAUCAAGAAUAUUUUGUUUUUGUUGUCUUUUUCGUUGAUUAUUGGCAACUAUACAACUUACAUGUACACCGACUGUAUAUCUCUAAGUCUCCAUCGUCGAUAGCUCUGCUUUUCACAUUAAAAUAUUUGUGUUGUGUCUUGUUUUUUCUUUCCUAGAUUGUCAAAAUCUGUUUGGAAUCAUCUAUCGCUGCCCUCAGGAAAUGAAAGAGACGCUUCUGAUGUUCAGACUGGUAGGGGAAGAUAUGAACAAAUCAGAGUGGCUUCAAAACCUCACUACGGAACUAGCUAAUACCACUUGCACUGCAGACAAGGAGAAUUUUCUGACCACAGUUGACCCACAGGAACUGAUGUUGUCAAAAAGCGAUAUGUCAAACGGAACUCUCAGUAGAGCUGUCAGGGUGGCGAAAAGGACAACAAGAAAGGUCAGCCGAGCGUUUUCAAUGAACAAAACACCGAAACGAGCAGGCGGAACCAUAAGACGUUCGGUAUCCACUUCAUCACCAACAAGGCGAUUUUCUUGCACAAGCCCUCUCGGUGUAUCAACGCGAAACAAUCAAGCCUGCUUCCAGGGGGGUAGGGUGAGGGCAACAAGUGUAGGAGCCGAACCCAUGAGCCCGUCAUAAACACGUCAGCGUCUGUGGUACCAUAAAGGAUUUGGCCUUCAGCUAAAUAUUCAUGCUCUAACAAUUUCAGUGACAGAAAAAAUUUCUUCCACCUAAGGGAAAAUUGAGAAAUAAAUUAAUGCAAGCGAUUUACUAUUCCAGGGUCGAAGAAGGGAUGAAAUGAAUGAGUUGCCAGUAAUCGGAUACCCAUGUUUGCGCGAAGAACUCUGGGAUCGUCAGGGGGC